AUGGACCAGCUGGAGCUCCGUGUUUAUGGUGCUGGUAUUCGGCCCCUGCUUGUGCAACUGGGAUACCUCAGGUCAGUGUCAUUGGCGUCCAAGGGGCACCUUCCAAAGCCUGAGGGCCUUAGCGACAGUUGGGCUGAUUUUGCAGUGCUGCUGCAGUUCUUCGAAUGCGAGGACUCGGGGGACAUGGACUUGCGAACUGAAUGCGUGCUUCUAAGCGGCGACGUGGACGCUCGGACUGCACGAUCCGGGCCGAGGGCAGCUGUGAAUGAGGCACGACUCUUGUGCCGCUCUUUGCAGCAGCUGCAGAAGUUCGGUGUCCCCUUCGAGCCCAAGGAGGAGUUGCCAGAGUGGGUCGCAUUGCGAGCCAGAGCUGCCUAUGCAGCGCUUAGCUCUGAGGAUGUGGCCUUGGCCUUGAAAAAGUGGCUGCUUGGCCUACUGAGGCGGGAAACUUCCACACCAGUCGAAGUGGGCAGCUGUGCAGGACUGUCCCUCAGAUCGCUUGUGGAGGAUGCUACGCAAGCCUUGUGGGAAGCUUUCUACUCCCCGGCUGUGCUGGGGCGGAAACCAGAUCCUACUUUAGCUGCAGGCUGGGACGCUCCACUGCAGGGAGGCAACGAGGAUCGCCUCGAGGCGGAAGCUCAGCUCACGGAGAAGUGGCGCAAGAUCCUGGGAAGCCGACAGGCCCCAGAGUUGACUCGCCAAGAGGUGCGAGGCCUUUUCGUGCUGGGCGACCGCAUCCCGUGGCAAUACAGGCUGGUGCUCUGGGCUGCUUGGCUGGGUGCACAGGAUGAGGACAGCCAGCCUCUGGAUGAAGGCCGCUACGGUGCCCGGGAAUGUUGCCGAAGGCAAAUUGAAAAGGAUGUGCCGAGGACCAGGCCGGGCGAUUUUGACGAGAAGCAGCGAGCUGCACUGGGGCGUGUCCUGUUGGCCUACUCUGUGCUCCGCCCCAAGGUGGGCUACUGCCAGGGCCUCAACUUCAUUGUAGCGGUGCAGCUGCUGGUGGGUCUGACAGAGAAGCAAGCUCUUUGUGGCCUCUGCCGUUUGACCGACCCUGGAAUAUCAGGAUACUAUGAGGAGUCGAUGCGGGGGCUUUUGCGAGACAUCGCCGUGCUAGAUGCUCUCCUGUUGCUGCUCCUCCCGAAGAUCCAUGCGCGCUUCGCAGAGGUGGACUUGCCACUUCUGUGGAUUGCCGCGGAGCCUUUGCUGACGCUUUUCUCCCGGGAGCUCAGGACCAUCGAAAGCGUGUGUAGAUUGUGGGAUUUUUUCCUCAUUGAAGGCAAAUGUGCUUUGGCUGAGGUUUUUCUCGCCUAUGCUGAGCUGGCACAAGAGCGGAAUUUGCUCACGGGUGCAGCAGAGGACACGCUUGGCGCUUUCAGGCUGCUGCUCGGAGAUGCUGGUGCAAUUGCAGGGAGCAUUUUGCGGCGGGCUGCACUUUUCCUGGCGCCUCGGCCCUUCGGCGGCGGCCUCAAUGAUACGCUGCUGACGCGGCUGCGCCAGGCGGGAGGGCCCUGAGAGUUAGGGGGUUAGGCAUUGUGAUGCAUUGUGGACUUUGGAACGUUCAAUUACUGUAUUUUUCGAUCGUUUUUGUUGGUUGGUUUGUUGCAAGAUGUGGAAGAUGUGUGGCUGUACCGUGAAAUUGAGUGGGGCUGGCUUCGCAUGGUGUUGGCAGGUGGAGUUUGUGUGUCGGCCAUUUCUGGCGAUGGUUUGAGAAGCACUGUCAUGCGAUAUGAUUUACAGUACAUGAUGUGCGGACACCCUCUCAGGAAGCAUGAAAUCCGCUGGAAAGCUUUCAAACAAGACUCUACGCUUCCGUUUGGCCGCUUGAAGGAGGCAGACCAAAGCUCAAGAACACCUGAGCCACAGUAAGCAGUUCAUUUAAUUCUUCUUGAGGCAUCCUUCGUCCACUGACACCGCAUGUAGUCAAAAAGCUCUCGAAAGAUCUGAAGGUCCAGGUUUCUUUUCUUCAUGCUUUAAGGACGGGAAUCCCCAUGCUCUCCACGCUCUCAAAUUGACAGCGUGCAAGCGGCAAAGUUGGAGAUGUUUUCCCAACCUGGAGGAUGCAGGGCCC
This is a messenger RNA of Durusdinium trenchii, 2068 nucleotides long. Lineage: Eukaryota; Dinophyceae; Suessiales; Symbiodiniaceae. The record is from the annotation of a GenBank genome assembly.